AUGGACAAGUCAUGGAUUGAUUGGGGAACUAGAUGUUCUAAGCCAUACUAUGAGAAGUUAGAUGAGUUCUUGUCCUUUGCAUCUGCUAGUAAAGAUAUAAGUUCAAGGAUAUAUUGUCCUUGUAAAAAAUGCAAAAAUCGUGAUUUAUUUGUAAUAGAUAUUGUGCGAGAGCAUCUUCGAGAUAAUGGGUUUUGGAAGAAGUAUAAGAUAUGGGAGAAACAUGGUGAGUCUAGGGAUUAUGAUGGCUCACUGCAUAGAGAGGAAGUUCUUUUGGGGUCAGACGAUUAUAUGGAUGUAGAUAUGGUUCGACUAGUCCAAGAAGCUCUAGGAACUGCACAUGUUGCAAGACCAGAUGCUGAGAAUGGCGGUGAAGAAAAUUCAGAUCCUCUUGCUGGUGGCCCAAAUGAGACUACUAAAGAGUUCUUGAAAUUAAUGAAAGGUGCAAACCAGCCACUAUAUCCAGGUUCUAAGAAGCAUACGACCUUGUCAUUCAUUGUCCGAAUUCUAGAAGCGAAGGUGUCAAAUGGAUGGUCUGACACUUCUUUCAAGGAUAUGCUUGAUAUAUUUGAGGAGUCUAUGCCAGAAGAUCUUGACAACUGUUUGAUAUGUAAUGCAUCUCGGUGGAAAGAUAAUGAUGUGGAUGAAGGUUUAGAGCUUGGUUCGGGGCUUGGAAAGCGUCGAGCAGCAAAGCAACCAAGAUACUUUCCAUUAAAACCAACGUUGCAGAGGUUGUUUAUGUCCUCUAAAACAGCUACCCUUAUGAGAUGGCAUGCUGAGAAACGAACAGAUGAUGGUGUGUUUAGGCAUCCGGCAGAUUCUCAUGCGUGGAAGGAUUUUGACAGCAAACACUCAAGUUUUGCUGCUGAUAUUCGGAAUGUAAGGCUUGGCUUGGCCUCAGAUGGAUUUAAUCCAUUUAGAACUAUGACUAUACCACAUAGUACUUGGCCGGUCAUAUUGGUUCCAUACAACUUGCCGCCAAUGUUGUUGAUGAAGCAGCCUUAUAUCUAUCUGUUUGUGCUUAUUGAUGGACCACAAGCUCCUGGUGAUAAGAUUGAUGUGUACUUGCAACCACUAAUAGAAGAAUUGAAGGAACUGUGGGAAGAGGGAGUUCCAACAAUUGACGCUUCAAGCAAUCAAAUGUUUCAAUUGUAUGCUGGAUUACUGUGGACUAUCAAUGACUUCCCUGCCUAUGACAAUUUAUCGGGGUGGAGUACAAAAGGUGAAUAUGCAUGCCCGAAUUGCAACUCUGAAACUGAUUCAGUAUGGUGGUCACAAGUGGGGGUUUGGGAGCAGUAA
Fragaria vesca subsp. vesca is the source of this 1296-nucleotide messenger RNA. RefSeq lists its product as uncharacterized. NCBI's taxonomy places the organism in Eukaryota, Viridiplantae, Streptophyta, Magnoliopsida, Rosales, Rosaceae. The transcript is spliced from 2 exons. The record is from RefSeq and is a predicted model, not a curated record. Bases 1 to 1296 code for a protein of 431 amino acids.